GUCCUUUCCCGUGCCUACGCCUUCUCCACAGCUAGCCACUGCCUCCCCGCCCUUCCAACAAAGUGUACAUAAGAGACAGCAACUGAACGCCGCCCCACUGGUUUCUUUACUUAAAGACGUCUGGUCAACACGAAACCUGGAAUUCGAGAAGGGAAAAACCAGGAGCUGACAUGGCGUAUCAGACCGAAGUUAUCAUCGAUGCCCAGCCACAACCCACGGGCACCAGCUACACUUUCAGAAGCGAGGAAAACUGGAACUCAGAUCUGUGUGACUGCUUUUCCGACAUGGGCAUUUGUCUCUGUGGGACAUUUGUGCCCUGUGUCCUUGCCUGCCGUGUGGCACAGCAGGCCAAUGAAUGCUGCUGCCUCCCAUACCUGCCUGGCACCCUCAUCGCAAUGCGCACUGGUGUCCGUGAGAAAUACCACAUUCAGGGUUCCAUAUUGAAGGACUGGAUAGUCAUGGCUUGUUGCCCGCUCUGUGGUCUUUGUCAACUUUCACGAGAACUGAACCAGAGGAACUGAGAAGGAAGGGAAAGAGGCCAACCUUUACUCCUGCAAAAGGAAUACCACUCUAAGUGGAUAAAUGGCCAGUUUCCAAACGGGGAGCACAUUCCUGCUGGCGAGAGACCUGCCGUCCUUGCAGGAGGAAGCGUGGAAAGCGCAGGAACCCCUCUGUGGCUAACCAACCUUGAAAUUUGUAUUCUUAAUAAAAUAA
Molecule: messenger RNA, 714 nt
Organism: Elgaria multicarinata webbii
Lineage: Eukaryota; Metazoa; Chordata; Lepidosauria; Squamata; Anguidae
Product: cornifelin homolog
Exons: 4
Coding region: 171-521 (116 amino acids)
Source: RefSeq, a predicted model, not a curated record